AUGACAAUGUGGUGGUUAUUGUUAUCCAUACUCCCACUGGGGCUGGUGAGCUCCAAUAAUAAUGCGACUGAGCACCCCCUUAAUAUAAUAGGCAACCCUUGCACGGACAGGAACCACAUGUUCUUGGCACCAGGAGUGCUGACUGCUGGCAGCAUGAACAGGGCUUGUAUCUCCAGGUUCCAUACUGAAGGACCAGCUCGCAUGACUCUCAACCUAAUGACAGAAGACAGGCAAUCACAGACAGCUUCUAGGGAACUCGCUGCAGGUGAUGGUGGGUGUCUGGACAUCAAUGUACCCUUGCUGCCAAAUUCUAAAGCAGACUUAGUCGUAAACAUCAGAUAUCCUGAGGCUCAAUGCGUAUGGGAGCGUCGUGUUCCUCUCCGUAUCUCCAGCGGACGAGUGGUAGUGCUCUCUACGGAGCGCGCGCGCUACCGGCCUGGAGAGACGGUGCGCCUCCGCAUAUUGGCGCUACGACAGGACCUCGCACCCUCGCAUGGAAAUAUUGAGGAAGUCUGGCUGGAAGGCCCCCGGGGAGCUUGGGAAGGAUCCCGAGUGACUCAGUGGCAGCACGUGCGCACCCGACUUGGGCUGGCGCAGCUACAGUACCAGCUUGAUGAACUGGCACCCACUGGGAAGUGGACACUUAGGGCUAGACUGUCUGAUGGAUCACAGGGCUCUUCAACGUUCUGGGUGGGUAACUACGAGCUACCUCCCUUCCAGCUGAGCGUUCGCCAUGCACCCAAAGUGCUACGAACCAGCGACAGACUUGUAUGGACUGUCUGUGUCAGAUACCCAUGGUCAGAAGCUGUGGAAGGUAUGCUGGUGAUCCGUCUCCGAGGCGCUGGAGGAGGUAGUGGAGGCAUACGAACUGCGGUACAACUGAGAGCUCCCAAAGCCUGCCACCGACACGCUGCAGCUGCCAAGAGAGUAGGGCUGGAUGGCACUGAUCCUCCUGAUGUUGUGGUAGCUGACUUCUCAUUCCAGGAGGAAGGCACAAGGAUCUGGCAAAAUACGACCGUGGUGUCACAAGUCGUGGACAAACCGAUAUCUUUGGAAUUUCUGACCAAACACCGAGCAGUUAUAGCUCCGGGACUACCGUACAGGCUCAAGGUGAAAGCCACUCGUUGGGAUGACAAGCCAGCGGCUAAAGAGGUCAUCAGAGUCUGUCGCCACCAGUCCAGCUUCCCUGAUAAACUGCAGCAGCCGAUCAAGAAACGAGAGACUAUGUGUGCUGAAGGUACCACGGAUGACACCGGAGUAGCCAGGCUGCUGUUCUCUGCAGGAGAUGAUGCUUCUCCAUUUUAUAGAUUUGAGGCUCAUUUAUCAAACGACACGAGUAUAGUAGCAGCUCCACUCACCCUGCCAGUACGUCGCUCGUCUUCCGUGCACGCAGCCCUCGGCCCUUUGAAAGCGGAGUCACGUCAAGCUCGGACCUUCGUACCUUUGUACCUCAACACCAACAACACUUCAACCCCAUUUACUGUUCAUUUCGUGGUCAUAACACGAGGUGGCAUCAUCUACCGAUGGGGAGCCACAACCCAAUGUCCAACGUCAAACUCUGGAGACCAGAUUCGCACAGCAGCACGGAACUCCAAGUGCCCAGAUCUUGUCCAACGUGACGUCGUCAUGACACAACGAGACCAUCCAGUGACACAAACGACUCAACAGACUACUCAGGCCAAAAACCAUAAAAGACAAUACCGCAACACUGGUAGAAUGAAUCCUAGAACGCCAAGGUUCCAAAUACCUGAACACAACAUGUCCCUAGGAAAUCAAGAUGUGCUGAUGAAGGAUACUUAUACUUUCAACGUUAGUACUGAUGUGUCUGAUGCUUUGCUGGACAGACAUCAGUUGAGGGUGAUGCUGCCGAUAAAAGUGUCUCAUCAGAUGUGUCCUGACAGUCACUUGAUAGCAUACUUCUAUCAUGAAGGGGAACUUGUGAGCGCUAGCAAGCAUUUCGAAAUGGAGGAGUGUUUUUUCAACAAGGUGGAAGCAACUUGGUUAAGCCGUCAAGCUCAGCCAGGAUCUACAGUAUCCCUUAAAGUUUCUACUCCUGGACCAGCGCUAUGUGCACUCACAGUCUUGGACUCUGCAGCUAAGUGGACACAACCUCCUCAGCCUCCAAAGGAACAGCUUAUGAACUCACUAAGAAGACUGAUUGAUAGUCACAGGAACCUGACAGAGUUUGAUGCAGCUGGAGUCUGUUUUCUUAACUCAGACACCCUCGAGAUCCCAUCAGGCAGCGUAGACCUCACAGCUUCGUGGCUGGCUGCUGCAGGAGUUCGCUUGAUAGGAGGAGACGUACCCAACAAUAAACAUUGCAUACCUCGCCCACCAGCUCUUCUGCAAGCUGAGGAAACUAACACUCCGAGGUCUGACUUCUCUGAGGCAUGGCUCUGGCGCCUCCUUGGUAUUAGCUCCAACGGCACUGGGACUGCAACAGCCAACGCUCCGGAUUCCAUCACCAAAUUCGAGGCUGGAGCCAUCUGUGUGUCAAGGAAUGGAGUAGCCAUAUCACCACCUGCUGUUUUACAAGUGUUCCGUGAAUUCUUCAUCCAUGCUGACAGUCCCAAACGCCUGCGCCGCGGGGAUUCCACCAUCAUCAGAUACAGGAUCUUCAACUACCUGUAUGAACCACUAAGUGUCCAAAUCCAGAUUCUGACAGAUCCUCACGUCGAAGGUCCGAAAGAGCUGGUGGAAUCAGCCUGUGUUAAGGCUCGGUCGUCCAUCGCUCGUCGUGUAGAGAUCCGCGCACGAGUCGCUGCGCCUGCGCGCAUCAGUAUACGAGCUAAAGCCGUCAGUGAUGGCAACUGUGGCAAUGUGACCAGUGGAAGAACUGGAGUCAGUGACGAAGUGAUCAUUCGCAUUGCUGUCGAACCCGAGGGAGUUCCUGUGCGUGAACAGAAGUCCAUCCUUCUAUGUGGAAAUAAUACGUCAGAAGCAGGCCCUUCUGAAGUGUUAUGGACGUGGACACCAGUGAAGGCUGUGCCUGGUACUGAGACACUGACCAUGUGGGCAGUCGGUGAUGUUACUGGACCUCUAUUAGCUGAAGCGGACUCCCUCCUGCAGAUACCUCGAGGAUGUGGAGAGCAGAAUAUGGCACAACUGGCUACAAACCUGUUGGCUUUGAACCAACUGGACCCUAACUCCAUUACCGCCACCACCGCCAAGGAGUACGUUGCAAGAGGAUUUACGAGACAGCUGCAGUACGUGCACCCGUCGGGAGGAUUCAGUGCGUUCGGACCGUCUGACGCCACCUCCUCCACUUGGCUCACGGCAUUUGUUGUCAAACAUAUGAGGAGAGCUCAUAAACUCUUAUGGCCAAAUCUGCAAGUCCCAACAGCAAUCAUCCGCGCAGAGCGGUGGCUUCUCAACCAGCAGAUGGAAAAUGGAUGCUUUAGAAACGAAGGACAAGUCUUUCAUAGAGAACUUAAAGGAGGUCUCAACGACGAAGGAGAAAUUGCGAACGUCGCCUUAACAGCUUACGUCAUAACGGCUCUCAUUGAGAGUGCCUCACCGUUCCCUCACCGCGUCAUCCGCAACACCCUGUCUUGUCUCCGAGCUUUACCUCCAAUGAAGUCCAAAACUCCCACCAGGGUUUAUGCCAAUGCUCUCUUAGCGUAUGCAUAUAUGAAAUUGGAUCGGUAUGAAGAAGAACUGAGGUAUACCAAUGAGGCCAGCUUGAGAAGAAUGGUAGGAGGGCUCGAGCAGGAUGAAGGAAUAAAGCAAGUGCUUAACCUGAUGAAGAUGGCCAAGAAGAGUGGGCAGUACGUGUGGUGGGAGACCAGCAGCCUAUCAACCUCAAUCGAGGCGACAUCGUACGCGCUGCUGGCGCUGCAGAGUGCGCGCGCGCUGCCGCCCGCCGCGCGCGCACUCGCGCCGCACGCCGCGCGCUGGCUCAACUCGCACCGCACGCCCACUGGAGGGUUUAUAUCCACACAGGACACUUUAGUAGCCCUAGAAGCGCUAUCAGCCUGGUCUGCUCAGACCGUGGAAGCCAACCUCAAUGUGACGGCGCGCUGCAGCAGACUGGACCACCGAGUUACUCUGCAGCCAGGAAUCAAGAUACCUGAUGUCGUGAAGAUGAGACCAGGGGAACGACUUACUGUUUCUGUCGAAGGGACGGGCUGCGCUCUGAUCCAAGCGACGCGCGCGUACCACGUGACGUCUGUGGGCGCGGCGCCGCGCGGCACAGUGCUGGGCGUGCAGGUGGCGGUGCACACCGACGGGCCCUUCGACUGCGACCACAACGCCACCAGCUGCUACUGCGCAGCUGUUAUUGAGGCGUGUGUGCUAUGGACUGGCAGUUUCCCAGAGAUGGCUCUUAUGGAAGUCACUCUCCCCGGUGGAUUCGGAGCUGAUGCACAGCUUCUCUACUCACAACUUGGCAAAACUUCUUCUUUGCUACGUCGCAUAGAGUUGACACCAUCGAACUCCCGAGCGACCUUCUACUUGGGUACUCGCGAUGGUAGCGACACGAGUGACCACGUGGGACACCAGUGCUACAACAUACACGCCACAGGACCUAGGGUCAAGACACGACCAGCUUACGCCAGGGUCCAGGACUAUUACGUGCCUGCCAUCAAUGAUACACAGGUAUACACUAUACCCGAAGAAUGUCCACCACGCAUCGUACACGAGGCCAACGACUACCGAACCUCAGACAACUUGUACUCAAAAGCAAGAGCCACUAACAGUGACGAUAUUGUCAUCACACAUGAGUUCUCUUUUGAAGAUAUUCCAGAAGGCAUACCUCUUGAAGAUCCACUCAUUUAUGACCACUUAACUGAGAACGAAAACUAUAGAACACCGGAAAAUCAACAAGAAGUUGGUAAAUUACAAUUCAAUGACAUGAAUACUCAGAACGACGGACAAAGUCAAAACGUCACAGAUGUCCGUACACCACCAGAAAAUUUGAAAACCGAGGAACCUACGGAACAAGUACACAGUAAUUUCGAUAACGUUGUAAAUGGAUAUUUCUGUGAAAACGAUGCGACGACCAUUUCCAACAUUAACGAUAUUAUUAACACGGGAAUAGGAAAGGAUAAUACUUUCGCUAAUACUGCGAGUGGUGUUGUUAAGCCCGAUUAUCAACCGAUCAGUUUUGGUAGUGCGCAGUAUAAAUCAAAUAACCGUAACUUUGAAAAUAUACUUGAUGAAAACCUUCACACUGCUGCUGAUGAUAGCGCAUCUAACCAUGAAAAAGCAGAUAACACUGACUCAUUUCUUGAAAAGAUUGAUGAUAUUACAAGAUUGAGUGAAGAAAUUGAUACAAUUCAUAGACAGUGGCAUUCUGGAGAAAGUUAUCAUCACUUUCCUAAUGCUAUUAAAGAAAAUACUGAUACAAGUAAUACUACAAUUACAGUAUUGCACCAGAACUUUAACCCUCCUCCUGAUAAUCAGAUCACUCAAAGUGUUCUUAGUGAUGCGAUCAAUCGCAAUUUAGAAUUAGUAAAAGGAUUAAAUGAAACAUUACAUUACCAGAGCGCUUUAGAUAAAAAAAUAAUUGAGAGUUUAGUGUCAAAUAAGGCCACGGAGAAAGAUUCGAGUAACGAAAAUUUAAUGACAAUUGAGGAUUCUCAAGGAGAUCAGCAGGAUGCAGACUUAAUUGAUAGUGAUAACAUAUCAACAGAACUUAAAAAUAAAGCUAUGAAAAAUAAUGAUGAAUCACAAUUCGAUACAAAGAACAAUCUAGUGCAUGAAAUAGACACUUUGAAUAAAAUCGCACAUAGACAACUUAAUGAAACACGAGCGAAAUAUGACGUGCAUCAUAUAGACUAUACACAAAUGUACGCACAAAAGUCGGAUAUGGAGUUUAUGAGCAACAAGAACUAUAAAAAUGUAGUAGAUAACUAUUACGGACCAGGUAGUAGAGAUAAUGAAAUAAAAAGAUCAUUUACAGACCACUCACCGGCCGCACAAGUGCCAGAGCAAAUUAUAUAUAAUUCUGAUGAAUAUAAAGAUCAAAAUGAUAAAGUAAUAAAUAACCCAAGUUUAACAGACUUCCAUGUUAUAGAUACAGACAAAGAUUUAGAAGUUCCACCGGGGAUUGAAGGGCCUGUAGCAGUUUCUGUGCUUCCACCUCCAGGCUAUGUGGCGCCGGUGGUUGCGGGAGACGCGAGGAGACUGAACUACAAACGCAAACCAUUCGAAUAUGCCCAUCGUGAUGAAGUUCCACCACCCCGAAAUUUCGUGCCACCGAGACAAGGUCAACCAAAAGUUCCUAAGUUAUCUUUAGACAUGGAUCUAUCAUUUGGGGAUGAUGUGCCGGGAAUUUUUGAGUCCUAUCCAGGUUACCAGCAGCCACUACCAUCUCACGGGUAUAGAAGAAUGCUGUCUUCGUAUACAGGGUUCCCUCAGUAUCCCGUGGAUCGAGUGAUAAGAACUAUGGUGCCCCCCAAACGGGAUGCUCAGGACAAGAAUAUGAAAAGUGUGCAAAGUAUUUACACGCCAAAUGGACCGUAUUUCUAUUUCAAGCCAGAUGGUGAGGAUACCGUUGAGAAGUUCUUCAUACCUGUACGUUGA
Spodoptera littoralis (African cotton leafworm) is the source of this 6525-nucleotide messenger RNA. The record is from the annotation of a GenBank genome assembly. NCBI's taxonomy places the organism in Eukaryota, Metazoa, Arthropoda, Insecta, Lepidoptera, Noctuidae.